Messenger RNA from Drechmeria coniospora, 612 nucleotides. RefSeq lists its product as uncharacterized. The record is from RefSeq and is a predicted model, not a curated record. The coding region runs from base 1 to 612 and encodes 203 amino acids. The transcript is spliced from 4 exons. Lineage: Eukaryota; Fungi; Ascomycota; Sordariomycetes; Hypocreales; Ophiocordycipitaceae.
AUGCGAUUCUCAGCACCCUCUCUGCUGCUCGCAGCGGCCGUCGCUCUCGCCUCCCCCGUGCCACAACCUCCCGGAAUCCCCAGUCCUGCUACUGCCAGGUCACUACUAGAGGGUCUCGAGGUCAGCUCCUCGGGCUCCGGAACUGGGUACAGUCGCAAGAAGUUUCCGCACUGGGCGACGGUCGAGGGUGCUUGCAACACUCGCGAGUUUGUGCUGCAGCGAGACGGCAUCGAUGUCGAGACGGACGAUAGCUGUGCGGCAACGUCGGGCACCUGGGUGAGCCCCUACGACGGUGGCUCCUGGACCCAGGCUAGCGACAUCGACAUUGACCACAUGGUUCCCCUCAAGAACGCGUGGAUAUCUGGCGCGUCGGCUUGGUCCACCGAGAAGCGCAAGGCCUUCGCCAAUGACAUCACCCGCCCCCAGCUAUGGGCCGUAACCGAUCGCGUCAACGAAGCCAAGGGCGACAAGUCCCCCGACAGGUGGAUGCCCCCUCUCGAGAGCUUCCACUGCAUCUACGCCAAGAGUUGGGUCCAGGUCAAGAGCUACUACCGACUAUCCGUUACCGACGCCGAGAAGGAUGCGCUCAGCGGCAUGCUGGAUUCUUGCUAG